AUUUUGAGAGCCACUCUAAACUUCCUAUUGUAAAUAAAUGCUUAUCAGUCAUGUCAUGUUUAUGCUUGUAAAAAAUCUUCCCUCUUAUUUUCUCUCCUGCAAACAGAUUUGCUUUCCCCAUCUCCACCUUUAGCUGUCUACAAGGAACACCAGGAAAUCUCCCAACAAGAUGGUGAUGAAUCAGAGGUGAAGAAAAUGAUAAAGAUUUUAGAGCAGCAAUCAACCCUGACACUACAAGACAGGUCAGCUAACGCCUGUAAGCCGUGGUCUGUCAUGAAGAAACGGGGUCCUGACCAGUGCCAUAGCAGCAACAGGAAAAGCAUGAAAUUUAUGAAGGUGACUUCUGGAUUGGAACCAAUAUCUACUCACAAGCACGAGGAAAGAGAAGGACGAGGAAAUGAAACCUUUAGGAAUAUUUCCCAAGAUGGAUGGCAAGCAAAAAAAGGAAAAGAUGGCUCCAACAAAGGAUCAAAAGGCAAUUUGAAAUUGUCGAGACAACACAGAUGCAAUUUAAGUGAAAGGAUGUUUUCUGCAUGCCAAGCUUUAAAGAUGCACCUGAGCGAGGACCCAGCCCUGUCCACUAGUGAAUUGCAGGAUUGCCUGUGCACACUCCAGCAAGAGUGGUUCUCGGUGUCCAGUCACAAGUUAGCGUCUCCUGAAACAGUAGGGGAGUACUUAUCUGCGUUCCGAAUGAUUUCACCCUCAGUACUGCAACACGUCGUCAACAUGGCUGAUGGCAACGGAAAUACAGCGCUACACUACAGUGUUUCUCACUCCAACUUUGGUGUUGUCAAGAAAUUGCUUGAUGCAGAGAUGUGCGACGUGAAUCGGCAGAACACAGCGGGUUACACUCCCGUCAUGCUGGCCGUACUCGCAGCUGUGGAAAGCCCUGAGGACAUGCGGGUGGUGGAGCAGCUCUUCACAAAAGGAGACGUCAACGACAAGGCCAUCCAGGCUGGUCAGACUGCUCUGAUGCUCGCUGUGAGCCACGGCAGGAUGGACAUGGUUCAGGCUCUCCUGGCGCAGGGCGCGCAAGUCAACGUCCAGGACGAUGAGGGCUCCACGGCGCUGAUGUGUGCCAGCGAGCAUGGCCACGCCGACAUUGUCAAACUGCUGCUGGCACAGCCGGACUGUGAUGCCACCCUCACCGACAGUGAUGACAGCUCAGCCCUGUCCAUUGCAUUGGAGGCGGGUCAUAAUGACAUCGCUGUCCUCCUUUAUGCCCAUGCCAACUUCUCCCGAUACUCAGGGGGAGCAACUCGACACACUGGCAGGUUUCCCUCUUCCUAAGGAUGGAGGAGCACUUUUGAGACCUAAAUGGAUUAUUCAUAAAGUUAUUUAGGUGUGGGCGUGGUGGUGGUGGUAGCACAGGGGUAGAGCAGGCGACCCAUGUUUGAAGUCCUCAGUCCUUGACGCUGCCGUCCAAGGUUCGACUCCAAGCCCGUGGGCCUUUGCUGUGUGUCUUCCCCCUCUCUAUGAAUCCUGUUGCUGGCCAGUUUACUGUCAGAAAAAAGCCACUUGUGCCAAAAAAAACCCGGCAACAAACAGACUCAACAUACUCAGUCUGACUUCUCUUCAGCUGCAGAAUUCUGCAGUUUUCUCCAUUUGUGUGUGCUUAGCUCUGUUACAUAUCAGCAUGGCAGAGUAGUUUACUCUUUGUUUUGCCAUGGUGUGU
Fundulus heteroclitus (mummichog) is the source of this 1675-nucleotide messenger RNA. Its product is annotated as KN motif and ankyrin repeat domain-containing protein 1. NCBI's taxonomy places the organism in Eukaryota, Metazoa, Chordata, Actinopteri, Cyprinodontiformes, Fundulidae. Gene Ontology annotation, cellular component: cytoskeleton; cytoplasm. The record is from RefSeq and is a predicted model, not a curated record. Gene Ontology annotation, biological process: negative regulation of actin filament polymerization. Bases 196 to 1290 code for a protein of 364 amino acids. Gene Ontology annotation, molecular function: protein binding. The transcript has 9 exons.